Caenorhabditis sp. 36 PRJEB53466 is the source of this 2161-nucleotide messenger RNA. The record is from the annotation of a GenBank genome assembly. Lineage: Eukaryota; Metazoa; Nematoda; Chromadorea; Rhabditida; Rhabditidae.
AUGGAAUUCGGCGAUUUUCUCGACUUUUUCGGAUUUUUGAGUAGAUUUGAGAAUAGUGGAUGAUUCCCGUCGGUUCAGAUCGAUGGGAGCAUGAUUAAAAUCCAUGAAUCUAAGUGAAAUGGGAUAAUUCUCAAUCUUACUCGGCUCUUGCACAGCUGAGGUAUGUAUGUUUCGUAUUUUUGUUGCGCUUGCAUCGUUUUAAUAAUUUUUUUUUGAAGUAUGGGACGUCCAGAGUUCAAUCGUGGAGGUGGCGGAGGUAUGUUGCAGUUUUUGUCGGAAAUCACUGGAUUUUCUUGAAAAAAUCAAUAAAAUUUCCUAUUUAUAUUUUUUGACAGGUUUCCGUGGAGGACGCGGUGGCGGUGAUCGCGGAGGAUUCGGUGGUGGCCGCGGAGGCGGUGAUCGCGGAGGAUACGGUGGUGGCCGCGGAGGCGAUCGUGGAGGCUUCAGAGGCGGGCGCGGUGGAGGAUUUGGUGGUGGUGACCGCGGAGGAUUCGGUGGUGGUGACCGCGGAGGAUUCCGUGGAGGAAGAGGCGGUGGUGACCGGUAGGAUAUCUCGAGUACUUCGGAAAAAACUAAUUUCUUGUUUUAGUGGUGGUUUCGGAGGCCGUGGAUCCCCGAGAGGAGGAUUCGGCGGACGUGGAUCGCCAAGAGGAGGAAGAGGUUCCCCACGUGGAGGACGUGGAGGAGCCGGUGGAAUGCGCGGAGGAAGGACCGUUGUUGUCGAGCCACAUCGUCUCGGGGGAGUCUUCAUUGUGAAAGGAAAGGAGGAUGCUCUUGCUACCAAGAACAUGGUGGUGGGAGAGUCUGUGUACGGAGAGAAGAGGGUGUCUGUUGAUGACGGCACUGGCUCGAUUGAGUACCGUGUCUGGAACCCAUUCCGUUCUAAGCUCGCUGCUUCCAUCAUGGGCGGUCUUGAGAACACCCACAUCAAGCCAGGAACUAAGCUUCUCUAUCUCGGAGCCGCUUCUGGAACUACCGUGUCUCACUGCUCCGAUGUCGUUGGACCAGAAGGAAUCGUCUACGCUGUCGAGUUCUCGCACAGAUCCGGACGUGAUCUUUUGGGAGUUGCGAAGAAGAGACCGAAUGUGGUUCCAAUCGUCGAAGACGCCAGACAUCCACACAAGUACCGUAUGCUCGUCGGUGAGUUCAUGCUUCGAGUAUUUCUUAUUUUUUUGUUCUUAUUCAGGAAUGGUUGACGUGAUCUUCUCUGAUGUCGCUCAACCGGACCAGGCUCGUAUUGUUGCCCUGAACGCCCACAACUUCCUCCGGAACGGUGGACACGCCGUCAUCUCGAUUAAGGCUAACUGCAUCGACAGUACCGCUGAGCCAGAGGCUGUCUUCGCUGGAGAGGUCAACAAGCUGAAGGAAGAGAAGUUCAAGCCGCUCGAACAGGUUACCCUUGAGCCGUACGAGAGAGACCACGCUGUGGUCGUCGCUACGUACCGCCCAGUCAAAGGAAAGAAGGUCUGAUCUCAUUAAUCAUUGUUUUUCUUUGUUACGUUGUUAUAUGUGUAUCUCCCAUCCUUAUCGUUUACACUUGUUUUACUUGUUCCUCAAUAAAUUUGUUGCUGAUGUUACUUAGGAUUCUUAGGACCUUUUUCUUAUCUUGGUUUUGUACCAUGCUUAUCUCUUUUCCUUAUAUUGUCUAGUAAUUUUGUCUAAUCCGUUUUUGUAGGGUAAUGGCGUCUACCGUGCAAUCGGUUCAGACCUUCGGUCGCAAGAAGACUGCUACCGCUGUCGCUCACUGCAAGAAGGGACAAGGACUCAUCAAGGUCAACGGCCGUCCUCUGGAGUUUUUGGAGCCCCAGAUCCUCCGCAUCAAGCUUCAGGAGCCGCUUCUUCUCGUCGGAAAGGAGCGUUUCCAGGACGUUGACAUCAGAAUCCGUGUCAGCGGAGGAGGACAUGUCGCCCAGAUCUAUGCUGUCCGUCAGGCCCUCGCCAAGGCUCUGGUAAGAAAGCGGAAAUCACUUCGAAAGAUUCGAUAGUGUCUCUUCAGGUUGCCUACUACCACAAGUACGUUGAUGAGCAGAGCAAGAGAGAACUGAAGAACAUCUUCGCCGCCUACGACAAGUCCCUCUUGGUCGCUGACCCAAGACGCCGCGAGUCGAAGAAGUUCGGAGGACCAGGAGCCCGUGCUCGCUACCAGAAGUCUUACCGUUAA